Python bivittatus (Burmese python) is the source of this 1932-nucleotide messenger RNA. NCBI's taxonomy places the organism in Eukaryota, Metazoa, Chordata, Lepidosauria, Squamata, Pythonidae. The record is from RefSeq and is a predicted model, not a curated record.
GUGUUCCUUGGACCCUUCAUACAUGGUUAGAGUCUUUGCGAACUGCUUUUCAACAACAUAGAAGGCCUCUCAUCCAGUGCUUGUUGAAAGAAUUUAAAUCUAUCCAGGAGGAAGAAUACACUGAAGAACUCAUCACACAAGGGUUGCCUUUGAUGAUUGAAAUCUUGAAAGCAAGUAAGAAUGAAGUGAUUAGUCAACAACUGGCUGUCAUUUUCACUCAUUGCUAUGGACCUUAUCCUAUUCCCAAGCUUAUUGAAAUCAAACGCAAGCAGACAUCUCGUUUAGAUCCUCAUUUUCUCAACAAUAAAGAGAUGUCAGAUGUUACAUUCCUUGUGGAAGGAAGACCAUUUUAUGCGCACAGAGUAUUACUGUUUACUGCAUCCCCUAGGUUUAAAGCCCUGUUGUCCAGCAAACCCGCAUCUGAUAGCACUUUCAUUGAGAUCAGCUAUGUGAAGUAUCCCAUUUUCCAGCUUAUUAUGCAGUAUCUCUACUAUGGAGGUUCCGAGUCACUUCUCAUUAAAAACAGUGAAAUUAUGGAGCUCCUAUCUGCUGCUAAAUUUUUCCAGCUUGAAGCACUGCAACGUCACUGUGAGAUCAUCUGUGCAAAAAGUAUCAACACAGAAAAUUGUGUGGAUAUUUAUAAUCAUGCCAAGUUUCUUGGAGUCACAGAACUAGCUUCUUUUUGUGAGGGAUAUUUUCUAAAAAAUAUGAUGGUUUUAAUUGAAAACGAAGCUUUCAAACAGUUGCUGUAUGACAAAAAUGGAGAUUCAUCUGGCCAAAAUGUUCUACAAGAUUUACAGAGGACGUUGGCAACACGGAUCCAGUCAAUUCAUUUAUCAUCCUCGAAAGGCUCCAUUGUAUAAAGUUCUGGAAGGGUCUGAAGUUUCAUCAGAGACACUGCACGUGAAAUGUUGCUGUUGUAUUAUCUUGAGCAAAUAUAUAAUUCUUUUCCUACUGGAAUACUACAUUGCGGUUAUGGGCCAAAGGUGCUGCCACUUACUUGAAUCUUCUUUUGGGCAAGAUGUUGUGGUACAAGUGACUCCUGGGCAUUUUUGGAACUGCAAGGAUGUAUUGGUGUCCUGUGAAUUGUUAUUCACAUUCUGGACACAGAAGUGCUAUUGUGUAGCUAAUGCCAACAGAAGGUGGGCUAAGUGCUGGUAAAGAGCAGAAGCCCUGAAAGAACAAGAAUGCCAUGGAACAAUUCUUUGACAAAACCAACACAUCAGGUUUUUAUUACACAGUGUUCUGUUCUGUUCUUUUCUUGUUUGGGGGGAGAGGGUGACUCCUGUAAUACUUCCUUGUCUCACAGUCCAUUGUAUUACACAUUUAAGAAAUAUAGGACUGGAUUACUUGCUCAUUAGCAAAAAUUAAAAAAAAAUGAUAAGACUGUUAAAAAAUGCGAAAACAUAUUUUCACAAUUUGUUACUGGUGGGAACGUUUUAAAAUGGUUCCUAAAAAAUGGGAUAGCUCUAAAUUUUUUCCCCAACAGAUAUAUUUAAAAUUGAAUGUAAUAUGUUAAGUUUGGCUAUUAUUUUGUUUUCAAUGGUGAAAUAUACACUGUGUAAACAUAUAUCUGAAAAUGGUUCUGCUCAUCUGCUUUCCUUAAAACUGGUAUAAUCUUGCCCAAAUGUUCUGAUUACACCAAAGAGGUGCAAUUACCAAGGAUUUAGUAUUUGGGGUAGGGGGAAAAUCUGCAUGCUAGUUGUGGUUUGGGAUUUAAAACAGCAAUGAAAUUCAACAUGCAUUUGCACGGUAAUGGUACUUGUGAAAUGUUAUGUUUGUGCUUAAUUUUUCCAAGAAAAAUGACGAUGCAAUGUUAGUUCACUGUCAACUCCAUUUGUGAAGUUAUAUUUCAGGGUUUAUUUUCUGGAUGCAUACAGUUCCCACAGAGUAGAGUUUUAAAGAUGAAGAUUUCUAGUUAUAUACAAAAGG